AUGAACCUACUAGCCCGGUGCUUCCUUUGUAUUCCUUUCAUGAUCCUUCAAGCCAUGCUUGAGUCUCCGGUUUUGGCACCUUUGGUGAGCACGGAGCUUGAUUCACUGGGGUCCAAUGUUACUAGCCCGGUCCAAUUUAUAAGGGAAUAUAUCGAGAAGACGCUCAAUACUCCUCCAGGGUUUCCAAUCAGUGUGGCUGCAGAGCAUUACAAGCGCCAGCGACUGAUAGAAGAGAUUUUGGAAUCAGAAAUUGAGUAUGUGCAAAUGCUUAAGAUACUGCAGAAUUGUUUCCUGGACGUGUUGACCAUCAACGACUACAUCCCGAUGGAAUCGUUGAACAACGUCGUUACCCACCUUCUCCCUCAACAUGAAGCUUUCCGCGACUCGCUGAAUAACCUCGUUGAUGGUAGCAUUAAGCGCUUUGACGAAUCCACAGAGUUGAACUGGUCUGAUCUGUCACUGACAUCUUGGGAUCACCUGGAGCUUUGUGAGUGUGUUUCUAAGCUGUUGGCGACAAAAGCAGUACAAGUGGAGGCAUAUCGAAAAUAUGUUCAAUACUACAACCAGGUAAGCCAUUUAUUGACCAGCAUGGGCCAGGAAAGUCAGGACCGUCUGUUAUUUGCCGUCUUGUUCCGCAUUGAGUUAUGUUUGCCAAAAUAUUACUCCAGAACCUCAGAACAAGGCUAUAAGAGAGAUUUUUCUUUCCGGGCUAUGAUACAAAUGCCUAUCAAUAGAAUUUCAAAGUACAAGCUGUUUCUAGAAUCACUUGUAUUGCUCACCGAAAACCCUUCCAUCACAGACGUGAAACGUCUGGACGAUCUUGAAUGUUUUAAACUUGUGAAGAGUAUCAAAACCAACCUCCAAGAGAUAUACAACGCCCUUGCACAUAUUAAUGAGCCAGAUACGGGUGGCACAAAAAGCGCUGUUCUAAGACUUAUCCAGAACCGCUUGGCAUUCGAUUUACCAGAAGAGCGAAUCCCAAUUGAGGCCAUGGGCCCUUGUCACUUGAAGGGCUGCUUAGCCGUUGCUUGGCCAUCGAUGGACGAGACGUCGUAUACAUUGGGGUCCUACAGAAGAAGUCGUUAUUUUAGUCGAACCAAAAGGACGUUUAAGAUUGAGAGUGACCAGCUGGGGGUCUUUUUAUUCCGAGCAUAUUUGGUGUUUGCCGAAAUUCCAGCUUUGAGUGGCAGAUCACCAGCGUUUGAGUGGCCCGUCAAGUUUGCCCUAAGAUUAUCCAAUUGUAGGCUAGUUGACCUGGAACACAAGGAAGGAACGGCCACUGAAGGUAUUGGGAUGGUCUCUCGUUACAUGGACACGAUCAAGAUACAAUUUGACUAUGAUUUCAAACUGUGGGAGCUUCUGAUCUUUUGUAGAAACAAUAGUGAGUAUCAAAGCUGGAGCCACCAACUAGCCCUGUUCAUCGAUGAUCCAAAUGAUACAGGACCUCCUGUUGACAGGCGGGACUGCCGAAAUGGCAACUUCAGAGGAGACUGUGUUUCUCAGUCAACAUUGGAGAGCACGCUCCAUUUCAGCGACUCUACCACUUUUCCGGACAAUAUGAUACCAUUUAUCAGCUACAAUGAAAGCUUAUCGGGCAGAUUCGAUCGUGCCAAGUCUUUCAAGCGCCGUGUAAAUAACUGGGCAGGACAAUGCUACCAUGGUGAGACGGCUAAAAUUGACGUCGAAUUUCGGGACACCCUGAUGGAAAUUUCCCCGUCUUCAACCAGGUUUAUACGGCCUUCUUCGAGCUGGACUGAUGUGAGGCCGGACAGUAGCAAGAGCACCAUCGUCGGCGGGGCCGCUGUGGCCCCGGAACGGGCCCUGACGUCUAAAAGUAGCGUCGGUUGCGGCAUUGAGGUGGAUCCCUGGGCAUACAACGUUGUGUUCACAAACUGGAAACGGCUACAGGUGGAAAUAGGAAUGGGCGAAGUGUGGAGCUCACAUCUCGAGCGGCUGAGCGCCGGAGAUGCAGACCCUGCCGACGUGCGUCACGAAAAAAACACCGACACCCCAUCUUCUCCGCCUGACACUAUGCCCGCCCGUUCUGGGCUGCUUGUUCGAGCAGCCUCCGACAACUUGCUGCCCACCGAGCCAAAGAGCGCUCCCGUGAGAGCCUCCACGUUCCGGGCCACCCGCUGGUCCAUCAAACGAGUUUUUUCCCGUCGUCGCGCCAGAAAAAGUUUGGCAGCUGGGUGA
Lachancea dasiensis is the source of this 2196-nucleotide messenger RNA. NCBI's taxonomy places the organism in Eukaryota, Fungi, Ascomycota, Saccharomycetes, Saccharomycetales, Saccharomycetaceae. The record is from the annotation of a GenBank genome assembly.